This is a messenger RNA of Rhinocladiella mackenziei CBS 650.93, 2832 nucleotides long. RefSeq lists its product as uncharacterized. The transcript has a single exon. Bases 1 to 2832 code for a protein of 943 amino acids. Lineage: Eukaryota; Fungi; Ascomycota; Eurotiomycetes; Chaetothyriales; Herpotrichiellaceae. The record is from RefSeq and is a predicted model, not a curated record.
AUGGCCUAUGCUUCCGUCGCCCAGGCCGACCAUGAGGCUGUUUAUCACGACUCUCGUGACCUGGCCUCGCAUUCGCCCAGUUUUCCCGAAAUAUCCAGUCCUCCUCUGUCACUCGGUUUCGAUCAAUUCUCGGGCGAUGAUGACCCUUCCACGGGCCGGCCAGUUGUGCCGGCAUCUGUAGAUGUUGGGUCUCUGCUGAAGUCCCUGAGUUCGUCACAGUCAUACGAAAUGGUGGAGGGCAACGAUUAUGAAGAACCGAUGCCCUCUUCUCAGGGAGUGUCGUCAAAAAUGAAAACCUCUCCUUCCCCGCCAGAUGAUACCAUAACACUCCCGUCGGAAGAACCUCCAAUGAGAACUGCGUCCAUCAGUCGUCACCUUCCUCUCAAUCACCCGACCCCAGAUUUACAAUCGUUGCAAGGGGCAUUUGUUAAGAAUGUGGAACGAUUGGAGGAGAGCGCCGAGCGCUUGAGCAUGACUUCGAGCCUGGAAGAUGAGUUGAAUAAGACGAGACGAGGUCAGAAGCGACUCGAACGCCAGUCCUCUGCCCCGGCGACAUUGGAUAAUGUCCUUCACCCAGCCCUACAAAGACAAUACUCUGCAGGUUCGUGGUCGAACUCCAUUAUAGGUCUAAAUCAAACGGCCCGAUCGGGAGGAUAUUCUCCCUCGGGGUAUAUUACUUCUCCCGCAGGCUCCAUACGCUCUGGGCCGUUCUGCCACCAACAGCAUCUAGAACGUCACUCCUCGAAAGGCAGUCGUCGCGACCAUCCAUUACCAGAACCCCCUCUGGAAGGUCGACCCUUGGACUUCAACUCCAAUCGUGCACCUGCCAAUAUCCUCCCUGAGCAAGAAGGGCUCCUCGCAUCGCCCGUCGCCUCCAAUGGCCCUAUUCAAGAGGACAGACCACCGACUUCUGCUUCCAAUGAUACAUAUCGUCAGGCGCAAUCGGCGUUCAAUGACUUUGAUGGGGUACAUUACCACUCGGGCGUAUUCCAUGAAAGAACUGCUUCUAUAUCGCGACGGAUAUCGCUUCAGCAUCCCCCGCUAGCAAAGGACGCUAAAGCGUAUAGAGAAGCCCAGCCCGGCGAGAAGAUGAUAUAUUAUCCUGCUCCUGUUCCCGCCAUGCUCAAUCUACCUCAGCGGUUGUCUAAAGUGGACAUUGCCGAACGAGAAAAGCGUCGACUCCAGGCUCUCAGUGGAAUCCCUGAAGACAUGCGCAAAUCUGCUGGUUGGCUCGCAGACCAAGACAAUAACAAAUUGCAAGGCCAGAGAUCAACGUUGAAUCUUCCCCCUCAAUUGCGCGCAAGCGCAUUCUUUGAACACCCCAGUGUUACCCAAGACUUGCAGCUGAAGAAUGGUUCUGCCGUCCAAACCUUGGAUAGUAUCCUGGACGCGGCGGCCCACGCUCCUGUUUCCGCGUUCACAGACCAUCCAAUCGCCGGCCAGCUGGGAAAGGAAGUUUAUGGACCCCAUGCAUCUCCACGGAAGAGUACGCAAUUGCCUGACGAAAAGGCCAAGAAACGUCGGAGUUCGCUGAGUACGAUGUUUAAGACGAGACGGUCUAGCACUGGACUAUCCGGAUCGAGAGUGGGCCGAACCAAGUCCAAGGAUUCUAAAGAUAUGCUCGACGGCGAUGGGGACGCCACAGGGGACGAACUUGACCGCGCUGCAGCGCAAUCAAUAGCACCGGAUGCGGACGAGAUUUCCGACCAAGAAGAAGACGAAGGGGCCGCUCGUCCAAGCUUCUCUACGGCACCGACCACCUUGCUUGCUGAAUUGCAAAUGCGCAAAGAGCAACAGAAACAACGCAAUCGUACGGCUGCGGACGCUUUUCCGAAUGGCAUGCACUCCACGCUUCUCGAGCUCGACGCGGUCGCUCAACUCCAGCAGAAAGCUCGAAAGACCAAGCAUGUCACCCUGGCCUGGGAAGACCAUGACGACGCUGACAGACAAAAUUUCGAUGAUGAGGAUAUACCUCUUGGGGUACUUUUUGCGGAGAAGGAUAGGGCCAAUCUUCCCAGUGCUCAUCGGCCCAUUGGACUUAUAGAAAGGCGAGAAAUGGAAGAGAACGAGCCGCUCAGUCACCGUCGUGCAAGGUUGCGCGGCGAGCCACUACAACCAAUGAAGUCCGAGACUCAGAGUGAGGUCAAUGAAACAAGCCGUGCUCCUGUCAUCGAAGACGUGCCUGGCCUCGAACCAGGGGUCCUCCCUGAACGAGAAGAUGAGACAUUAGCACAGCGUGCCGCAAGGAUGAAGCUGGGGAAGGGGAAGGGCAGCGGAGGUCAAUUCGCAGAAGAGGUGGCGAGUGAACUAGGUCUCAAUGUUGGGAACAAUGCUCCACUGCCUUCCAAGACCCCCGACGACGAGGAGACUUUGGCGCAAAGACGAAAACGAUUAAAAGAAGAAGCCUUGAGAAAUGGCAGGCAGGUCAGCGGAGGUAGCGCCAAUGACACCGGUGCCAGGGCCCCAACUGGAUCUCUGCAUAGUCUGGCUGAUAUCUUGCAAGCCCAUCCUGUGGGCCAUCAGUCGAGACCGGCACAUCCUUCCAGUCGGACCGCGAACCGGGGAUAUACACAACAAAACGGCGGCUUUAUCAAUGGAUCUUAUGGGAAUCUUGCUCAGAACAAUGUGUCACCAUAUAUGAAUGGAACGUUGGGGGUUUCGACGCCUGCACUUUAUGGCGCUCCUCUUCCCAUGCAUAUGCAACAGCAAAUGGGUGCACACUCGUACGGGUAUGGCAAUCAACCAUAUACACAGGAUCCAAUGAUGGGGCCUCCUCUUGAUCCGAAGCAGAGAGCGCAGAUUGAUCGUUGGCGUCAAGGUGUUGUGCAGUGA